Messenger RNA from Mobula hypostoma (lesser devil ray), 785 nucleotides. RefSeq names its product agouti signaling protein 1 (gene asip1). The record is from RefSeq and is a predicted model, not a curated record. The transcript has 4 exons. Gene Ontology annotation, molecular function: neuropeptide hormone activity; melanocortin receptor binding. Gene Ontology annotation, biological process: positive regulation of melanin biosynthetic process; hormone-mediated signaling pathway; melanosome organization. NCBI's taxonomy places the organism in Eukaryota, Metazoa, Chordata, Chondrichthyes, Myliobatiformes, Myliobatidae. Gene Ontology annotation, cellular component: extracellular region. The annotation marks the transcript as partial.
AGAAUUCAAGAGGCAACAUCCACUGAACAGCGAAACGGUCUGAACGGUUCCUCAACAUUGAAGAUGGCCGCGAUAGUGUACUACUACCUGAUUCUCCAAUGUACCUGCUGCAUCCUUGUCUACUCACAUCUUGUUAUUGAAGAAAAACCCCCAGAAACUCCACAGAACAAGAACAUUUCUGAUCUCCACCAAUCCAAGUAUACUGGCAUCACCAUAGUGGAACUGCCAAGUAGCAGAAAAUUUCAUUUCAGAAGAGAGAAUGGAAGAAUAUUUCCCAAUCAACUUGAAAGGGACAAUGGACCAUUGGGCCAUAAGAUGAAGAAACUAAGAGGGUACAAUGGGCAGUGUGUGCAGCUCUGGGGAAUGUGCCUUCCACCUUCUCCACCAUGUUGCAAUCCCUGUGCCUUCUGCCAUUGUCGUUUCUUCAAUACCAUCUGCUACUGCCGGAAGCUGAAUUCCAAAUGCAUGGACAGAACAUAGGCGGUGAACAUACGUAUAAUUAAUGCAAGGUUUCAAAAGUAUACUGUAUAAUAUGCAUGCCUUCACUUUAGCAUUUAAGGGUACCAGUAGAUUCCAAUUAAGAAUUAUCUACAAUCUACCAAUGAACUCUUAUAGGACUUGCACAAUCUUUGAUAUAAACUAGUUGUAGGGAAUUAGAGGUUCACUAAAGUAUUAUUUAACUAAAGACUGAGACAUGGAGGAAUGUGUGCAGAGGAUAUUUUCGUUACUUUCAUCUGCAAUGGUGAGUUUUCUUCUGAUUUUCAUGCAUACACAAUAAAUUUGCA